This is a messenger RNA of Perca flavescens (yellow perch), 1494 nucleotides long. RefSeq names its product rano class II histocompatibility antigen, A beta chain-like. Gene Ontology annotation, cellular component: MHC class II protein complex; membrane. Gene Ontology annotation, biological process: antigen processing and presentation; immune response. The record is from RefSeq and is a predicted model, not a curated record. The transcript has 8 exons. NCBI's taxonomy places the organism in Eukaryota, Metazoa, Chordata, Actinopteri, Perciformes, Percidae. The coding region runs from base 25 to 774 and encodes 249 amino acids.
UGUUUGUUAAGAGAACAGAGGAACAUGGCUUCAUCCUUUCUCAGGGUCUCCCUGCUCUUCAUCAGCCUCUACACAGCAGAUGGAUUUAUGUAUUUUGUGACGAACCGUUGUGAGUUUAACUCGUCUGAUCUGAAGGACAUCGAGUUCAUCCAGUCGUUAUAUUACAACAAGGUGGAGCUCGUCAGGUACAGCAGCAGUGUGGGGAAGUUUGUCGGAUACAAUGAGUUUGGUCUGAAUCGGGCUGAUGACUGGAACAACAACCCUUCAUAUAUGAUUGGGCUGAGAGCUGCAAAGGAGUUGUACUGCAAAUUCUACAUUCAUCUUGCCUAUGACCAUGUCCUCUCUAAAUCAGUCAAGCCCUAUGUCAGACUGAGCUCUACGGAGCCCUCUGGUGGUAAACAUCCGGCCAUGUUGGUCUGCAGCGUCUACGACUUCUACCCCAAACAGAUCAGAGUCAAGUGGACCAGAGACGGACAGGAAGUCACCUCUGAUGUCUCUUCCACUGAUGAGCUGGCAGACGGUGAUUGGUACUACCAGAUCCACUCUCACCUGGAGUACACGCCCAGGUCUGGAGAGAAGAUCUCCUGUAUGGUGGAACACGCCAGCCUGAAAGCUCCUCUGAUUACUGACUGGGACCCGUCCAUGCCUGAGUCUGAGAGGAACAAGAUUGCCAUCGGAGCCUCAGGACUGAUCCUGGGUCUGGUCUUAUCUCUCGCUGGAUUAAUUUACCACAAGAGGAAGGCCCGAGGAAGGAUUCUGGUUCCCAGUAGCUGAUCCUGGACCUGGUUCUGGUCCUGUAGCUGUUUGUCAGAUGGAAUAAAAAGCAGCAGCUGCUUCAACCUGCUUUGUGUGUUUCAGCUCAGCAGACUGUCGGUCCUGGACCAUCUGCUGGACCGACUCUACUCCUGAUUCUCUGAUGAUCUGGACUCUGAUACUCAGCUGGUCUCAACCUGAUCCAGGACUGUGGUGUUACUCUGAUGGUCCUGGACCAGGUCUAAACCUGAUCCAGGACUGUGGUGUUACUCUGAUGGUCCUGGACCAGGUCUGAACCUGAUCCAGGACUGUGGUGUUACUCUGAUGGUCCUGGACCAGGUCUGAACCUGAUCCAGGACUGUGGUGUUACUCUGAUGGUCCUGGACCAGGUCUGAACCUGAUCCAGGACUGUGGUGUUACUCUGAUGGUCCUGGACCAGGUCUGAACCUGAUCCAGGACUGUGGUGUUACUCUGAUGGUCCUGGACCAGGUCUAGUCUGGACUCUGGUGUAUCCCAGCUGGAUCUGAACUCUGCUUCAUCUACAUGUGAUAUGAUUCUUUUCUGUGUGAAAUCAAUAUUUUUCAGCCACUUAUAUCCACAAACGUAAUAACUCUGAUCUUUAAAUCAGAUAUAAUCAGUUAUUUGAAUGAUUUGGGGGCUGGUAGGUUGUGUGAUUGUUAGAUUUAUAUAUUUUUACUGGAGUGGAACAUUUUCUAACCCUAAUAAACUGAUCAGAAAACU